CAUCCCUCCCGCGUCAACCCGUCCAGUUUCGCAUCAGCCUCACUCAUCUCUUUCGCCAUUUCCACUUUGCACUUGAACACCACCACCACAACUCCAGCUUCGUCGCCUGAAACGCCGCCCCCCUUUGAACGUUCUACCCAUCAACAACACUUAGUUUCCCCGAGUCGAACCCUACCAAUAUCGACAUCGAGAUAUGAGUCGCGCCAACAAACUUGGCCCUGAAGUGAAUCGAGCUUUGUUCGUAAAGAAUCUAAGCUACAACGUAACUCCGGAGGAGCUCUUCGACCUCUUCGGAAAGUACGGACCUAUCCGUCAAGUUCGCCAGGGCAUUGCGAGCAACACAAAGGGCACUGCCUUCGUUGUCUAUGAGGACGUAAUGGAUGCGAAGCAGGCGUGCGACAAGUUGAAUGGUUACAACUUUCAGAACCGCUAUCUUGUUGUACUAUACCAUCAGCCCGACAAGAUGAACAAGACAAAAGAGGACCUCGAUGCCCGCAAGGAGAAUCUAGAACGCAUCAAGCGGCAACACGACGGGCCUACGGACAGCCUCCGAAUUCGACAACGAUCGUCUGGAGGCCCGUCUUCUAUGAAUACUUCCUCCUCCAAGACCAGGGCGGCGCCGAGCACGACGGCUCCGAACACACCGGCUUCGAGUAGACCAUCACCCCCGGCUGCUUCGAGCAGAUCAUCGCCGCCGGGACCGACCCCGACCCGAAAGAAGGACAGGUCGCCGUUGACCUUCCACGCGCGGAGCUCCAUCCCUCACUUCGUGCGCAAGCUGCUUCCCACCGUGCCAGAGUGCGCCUAA
Messenger RNA from Neurospora tetraspora, 808 nucleotides. RefSeq lists its product as uncharacterized. The transcript has 6 exons. The record is from RefSeq and is a predicted model, not a curated record. Gene Ontology annotation, cellular component: nucleus; cytoplasm. Gene Ontology annotation, molecular function: mRNA binding. The coding region runs from base 194 to 808 and encodes 204 amino acids. NCBI's taxonomy places the organism in Eukaryota, Fungi, Ascomycota, Sordariomycetes, Sordariales, Sordariaceae.